Molecule: messenger RNA, 1258 nt
Organism: Notothenia coriiceps (black rockcod)
Lineage: Eukaryota; Metazoa; Chordata; Actinopteri; Perciformes; Nototheniidae
Gene: lbh
Product: LBH regulator of WNT signaling pathway
Exons: 3
Coding region: 217-594 (125 amino acids)
Biological process (GO): positive regulation of DNA-templated transcription
Cellular component (GO): nucleus
Source: RefSeq, a predicted model, not a curated record
GACGCCUCUCGCAUAAAUACUCAACACAGCUGAGGUGAUGAUCAGACGCACCAAUUUAUAGAGCUGUGUUUUGUUCUCAGACUUUUCCCCCGCAGAGUUACUUUCGGUUUACGUGAACGUGCUGUGCUGCCGUGGAGAGAGGAAAGAAAGAGAAAAAGUAGUCCCCGGCUGUCAUUAGAUUCCCCAAUCAGCAGAAUUGGCAGCAGGUGUGAAUUCAUGUCUGUUUUUUCCCCUCAUAUAUAUUGCCCAGUGUUUGUUCCCGGCCGAGAUAUGACUGAGGUGAUGAUCAACAGCACCCCCAUGGAGGACAUGAGGCUCAGCCCCAGCAAGGACAGACUCUCCUUUCAGAUCUUCCCGGACCCCUCAGACUUUGAGCGCUGCUGUAAACUCAAGGAUCGUCUGCCAUCCAUCGUGGUUGAGCCGACAGAGGGAGAAGUCGAGAGUGGGGAGCUUCGCUGGCCUCCAGAGGAGUUUCUGGUCAGUGAAGAAGAAGAAGAAGAAGAGGAGGAGGAAGAGGAGGAGGAGGAGGAAGAGGAGGAGCAGAAUAAUGGCAACAUCCAAAAUGGACAGCCAACACAGAAUUCUCAGCAGUAGAGGCUGUGUUGCAGCACCCAUACUGCCCCAUUUCCUCUUUCUUUCUGAUAGACUGUCUUUUCCUGGUUACACUGCACCUCAGCACUCCCAACAAGCUGGCAGACACGGAUUCAGUGUUGCAAUGCCAUCUCGUUGCCCUUGACACCAAAGCCAUCAAUCCCAAAAGAGAAGCAAUACACCCAGGCGACACACUCUCACACAAUAACUUGUCCUCCUGGACUUCAAACCCGCAAAACCGGACUUGAAAAGGACUGACAUGCACAACCAAACCAUGCCCACCACCAUGUGUGUCUCAGCCCAGAACAGAUGUCCUGUUGCACAGCGGCAGCUCGGUGCUCCAUGGACAGCUCUUACACUGCAGGGGGCUGCAACUGCUCUGUGCUUUACUCCAAAAUGGCUGGCGUCAUGACCCCAGAGAUUUCAUACUGGCAUACAGAUUUAUUGUGGUUCCUGUGGAGAUUUAUCGUCUCCAGUAACAAUGUCCAUACCUGUGUUGUCAGUUUCUGGAUGUUAGUUAUUGUGAUUGCCACUGCUUUCCAUAGAUUUGUUUCUGAGAAGUGUAUGUUUUGUGAUUAGUCUGUUUUUUGAGAAGUGGGCGUUUUGUGUAAAAUUUUAUCCAACCCCCCCCCCCUGAGAAAGUCAGGCAUUCACAGUGAAAAGGCAA